AUGUUAGCCAACGGUGACUCCGUGAUCGUGCCUUCCGGUAACCCAGGCCUCGCCAACUAUCCCCACGGCCGCCUCGCUCCCGCCACCCAGGUUCGCACUCUUUAUGUAUCCGGUACGGCCUGCAGACGUCCAGAUGGCACAUUCGCUGGCAUUAAAGAUAAUGGAGACGGGACGGUAAGCUUCGACAUCCGGGAGCAGACCCUGGCCACUCUUCACAACAUCGAGGCUACUAUCAAGCACGCCAGCGGUGGCCGAAACGGAGUCGAAAGUAUUAUUGAUGCAACGGUGUUCCUGACCAACAUUCAUGCCCAUUAUGUGGGCAUGAACGCGAUGUGGAAUGAGUUUUACCCUGAUGCUGAGAGAGCGCCAGCGAGGACGGUGAUCGGAGUCAAGGAGCUGCCAAGCCCGAAGAUGAUUGUUGAAAUCAAAUGCAUAGCGUUGGUUACGGUUGGGAAUUAA
Messenger RNA from Penicillium crustosum, 459 nucleotides. RefSeq names its product RidA family protein. The transcript has a single exon. The coding region runs from base 1 to 459 and encodes 152 amino acids. Gene Ontology annotation, molecular function: deaminase activity. Gene Ontology annotation, cellular component: cytosol; mitochondrion. NCBI's taxonomy places the organism in Eukaryota, Fungi, Ascomycota, Eurotiomycetes, Eurotiales, Aspergillaceae. The record is from RefSeq and is a predicted model, not a curated record.